Molecule: messenger RNA, 1239 nt
Organism: Culex pipiens pallens (northern house mosquito)
Lineage: Eukaryota; Metazoa; Arthropoda; Insecta; Diptera; Culicidae
Product: adipocyte plasma membrane-associated protein Hemomucin
Exons: 3
Coding region: 391-945 (184 amino acids)
Cellular component (GO): cytoplasmic vesicle
Source: RefSeq, a predicted model, not a curated record
CGUCAUUCGUGUGCGGGAGUCAAAUCGAGGAAGAAAUAAGAGUGCUACACGCAAAAGAACCCUCUCGUCACCAUCGUCAUCAUCGCCGUCGUCGUCGUAAUUAACAAUCAAUUACGAGCCUCUCACAUCUGGUCCCAGUAGCCUGGACACGUUUAGACCAUACGCGUCAACGCCACCUUGGAUUUCCGCGAAACCACCGUCACAACACGGCAUAGAACAAAAGAAAUCCAGGGGGAAUUAGGCCUACUGCAAUCGAUCGAUCGAUUUCCGGCGACUGCCCGACCAUCAUCGUUUUUUUUUUACUUCUGAAGACAGAGCCAAACUAGGAGGAAGAGGAGAGAAGGACGAGGUGAUAAAAGGAAGUUAUCCGAUCUUGGAGCAAAAGCAACGAUGACUCCGUCGAGGUUUGCACUGGUCGUUGGCGUGUCCUGCCUGAUGAUGGCCACCGUGGCGUGGGGAACCGACCAAGCGGCGGCGGCAGUACCGUCUGAUCCAACAUCAACAACUCCCGCUGUAAUUGACGAUAAGAACACUACAACGGUCGCUCCUGACAACACCACAACAACGACCACCCCCAAGCCGACCCCGGAUAACAACACUACCACCACAACGCCGUCGACAACAACAACAACCUCCACAACGGUGAAACCCACGCCAGUUCCGGACAACAACACAACCACAACGACAGCCCCAACACCUGCUCCGUCGCCAACCCCAGUUCCGGACAACACGACCACCACAACGGCCGCUCCCCCCUCUCCAUCCCCAUCUCCGGUAACGACCACCACGCCGGCGCCCGCCCCCGGACCGGUUCCGCACUGCAAGCGCUUCGACGGGUACUCCUUCGUCGGCGGAAUGAUCCUCGCGUACGGUUCCCUCGCGAUCGCGCUCGUCCUCUGGAAGUUCUACAAGGCCCGCACCGAGCGGAACUACCACACGCUGUAAGAAGGGGGUGGCGAGGUAAGAGCGGGAGAGAGCGGGACGGAAGUGUUUUUCAUUCUAGACCAAAAAACUACACUACACUAAACUACACUAACAACAAGUCUUACUAUAAACUGAACAGAAUCUUUGAUUAUCACGCUGAUUAUUUCCUAAUUUUGAAUCUCAAAGUGAACAUAACCUCAAACUCAACACGAGGACAGUUACAGACAAAAACAUUGCUUGCGAAACUAAGAUAAAAACUUAACUUUUUUGUUGAAAAUUUCUCAAAAACGAUAGUAUUAAGAUGAAAGAGAAAGA